Messenger RNA from Trichosporon asahii var. asahii CBS 2479, 1473 nucleotides. Its product is annotated as 57.7 kda trp-asp repeats containing protein. Gene Ontology annotation, molecular function: protein binding. Lineage: Eukaryota; Fungi; Basidiomycota; Tremellomycetes; Trichosporonales; Trichosporonaceae. Gene Ontology annotation, biological process: positive regulation of transcription by RNA polymerase I; rRNA processing. The record is from RefSeq and is a predicted model, not a curated record. The coding region runs from base 1 to 1473 and encodes 490 amino acids. Gene Ontology annotation, cellular component: nucleolus. The transcript is spliced from 3 exons.
AUGGACUUUCACCCGCUUCAGGCGCUGCCGACAGCGCCUCGCGCUACCUCGAGCAUCAACCCUCACUCGCGCCACUUCCACUCGUUCCGUCACCCGCUUUUCAUCAAGCAGAACGCUCCCGUCACCCACAUUCACUUCUCCCCGGCUCGCCCUCACCGGUAUGCCGUCACGUCCAGCACGCGAGUGCUCGUCUACGCUCCUAAGACUGGAAAGGUCGUGAAGACUGUGUCAAGAUUCAAGGACACGGCGCGAUGCGGAGAGUUCAGGAAGGACGGCAAGCUCAUGAGCCGUCCUGAGGACAUUCAAGGGACACAACCAGUCCUGUCGGGCUCAGACGACACGACAGUCCGGUUGUGGGACGUCUCGACUCAGGAGUGCCUCACUACUCUCGAAGGACACACCGACUACGUUCGCGCUGCUGUUUUCACCGCUCCCCACCUCAUUCUUUCCUCAUCUUACGACUCGACCAUCAAGCUCUGGGAUGUUCGUGCUCCUGCGCAGUCGAACUGCACCAUGACAAUGCGCCACGGAGGAGCACCCGUUGAGGAUGUCCUCGCCUUCCCGUCGGGAGGUGUCGCCAUGUCUGCCGGUGGACCGAUUCUGCGCGUUUGGGACCUGGCUAUGGGACGUUGCGUUCGUGCUCUGAGCAACCACCAGAAGACGAUCACCACCCUGGCCUUCGAUGGCUCGAAGGGCCGCGUUCUCACCGGUUCGCUCGACACCAUGGUCAAGGCGUACGAUGUCGAGGAGUGGAAGGUUGUUCACACCAUGCGUUACCCCGCCCCGAUUCUGUCGCUCGCUGUCUCGCCUGACGACACGCAUAUUGCUGCGGGUAUGUCGGACGGCACGCUCAGCGUUCGCCGCCGUGACGCCAAGGCGAAGGAGGUCGCCGAGGAGGAGGCGAAGCAGGCUGCCAUCGCCAACGGCGCCUACGAGUACUUUGCCGACAUGGAGGCUGUCUUUGGACGAGGCCAUGUCAAGGCGAAGGGUGCUGCCCUUGGACCCGUGAUUGGCCCCGCCGACGAGUUCCGUGUCGAGACCAGGAGGAAGGAGCGUCUCCGCGACUACGACAAGUACUUGAAGUCAUUCAAGUACUCCGCUGCCCUGGACGCGGCGCUGAAGAAGACCGUCCGACCCACGACGACGUUUGCGCUCAUCCUCGAGCUCGUUCAACGUGAUGCGCUCCGAAUCGCCCUUUCCGGCCGCGAUGACGUGACCCUUGAGCCGCUGCUCAGCUUCCUCACCCGUCAUGUCACCGACCCGCGAUUCGGCGAGGCAUGCGCCGACGUUGUUUCCGUUCUCCUCGACCUCUACUCGCCCCAGCUCGACCACUCCCCGCUGGUUGACGAGCUUCUCGCCAAGCUGAACGGUCGUGUUGAGCGUGAGCUUGCGUUCCAGCGCGAGCUUUUCAAGCUCCGCGGAGCGCUCGACAUGACUCUUGCUCAGGCCGCCAUGAGCCGGUUGCAGUCAUAA